This is a messenger RNA of [Candida] anglica, 1762 nucleotides long. NCBI's taxonomy places the organism in Eukaryota, Fungi, Ascomycota, Pichiomycetes, Serinales, Debaryomycetaceae. The record is from the annotation of a GenBank genome assembly.
AUAGGUUAGCAAAGAAUGGAUUCACCUCUUAUCGCCACAUAUGGUGCUCGUAUGAGCGCGGACCUUGUCAGCGCCGAGGAUUUCCGUAGACAAAGACAACGUUUGAACAAACAGUUGAGAAAUUUGCGUCAUGAACUCAAUAUUGUCACGAGGGACACCAAGAACUACAGUGACAAAGUUCCUAAAGUGACCAGUGAAAUUUUAGGAAAAGAUGAAAAAUAUGGAUACUUACUCUUGUUAACUGCUGAAAGAGACAUCUUGUACGCUUGUGAAAUUAAGAGUUUACUUGAACUUGGGACUGACGGUGCAUCUUCAUACAAAAACCUCUUGGUUAGUAAGAACAAGAAAGCCUUAGUCCAUGCCAAGAAGGUAUUGGAACUGAAGUACGCUAGUGACCACAGCUACAAGAUAGAGCUGUACGUGUAUGCUGCUCUUAUCCAGGGAUCUCUUUCCAUCACCAAGAAACAAUGGGAAGUCGCCCUUCAUGCGUUUGCUGUGGCCCGUUGUGGAUUGGAGUACUUGAACGAAAGUGAAUCUGAUUCAUUCAAGAAAACCUUAUUCAAGGAUCUUUUGGAAUCUAUUGUUGAUCCAUCUUUGAACUUGGUGGUUUCUCAAUCCAACUCCUCCGUUAAUGGUGGAUUUACUGACUUGAAGUCUAUUGCCCGUAAGCAUUGUCGUGACAAUGAAUUACCAUAUUUGGGCAAAUUGGUUGAUUAUAUCAACUCUAUUGAUGGAACUUUCUUAUCCGAUAUUUCUUCUGAAAGAGAUUUGAUCCGUAGUAUUGAAUGGAGAGGACAUGAGGCAACACUCACAAAUAAUGAAAUUGCAUUCAAAAUCAUGAAAUUGAAUGAAACCACUGAUGUUGACUAUGAUGAGUUGGCCCAAGGAUGGUCCGAAUUGGUUGACAUACAUCGUAGUGAAAGAAAUAUCGACGAGGAUGAUCAUCAAGUCGUGCAAGAAAGAGCCAUUCUUGACACCUAUCUCAACUAUAAUGCACUUUUCGCCAAGUUGAAGAGAGACAUCGAGUUCCUCAGCAAGGAUGAUGGCAGUCGUACUAGUGAAAUGCUUCUUUCCAACAUUAUAGCUACCGUUAAGGUUCUCAAAGACUUGCCAGGUGUCUAUAAUGAUGAAGAAUUAUAUCAAACUUUGGAAAACUUGGAAAGCUUUUAUGUUUCUAAAAGAAUUGUAUACUUUGCCAAGUUGUAUUCCAAAAUUAAAAAGCUUCCAGAAGCUCUUAAAUUAUACAAUCAUGUUAACGAAUCUCUCAAGCCUGAAAACCCAUAUUUGGUUGAUCUUUUAUAUGAUGUCAGCACUUUUGAAGAAUACAAGACCUUCAGAACUACUGUUCAAGAAGAGUUACAUCAAUGCCAUAUCUUGACUCAAAUUGCUCGUGAUACAGAGGAAUCAUCCACUUGUCACCAAGCUAUUGUGGAAAAUGUUAACCAAUACACUGGAUCAAAAGAUUCCCUCAAAAAUAUUAUUGGGUUUGAAGAAGGAAUAACGAUCAGUCCUGUGUUGAGUAAGCCUGUUUUGUUUGACAUUGGGUUCAAUUACAUCAACUAUGAUGCUGGUAGAAGCCAUUACUCGUCAUCUCCAGUAGUAGAAUCUGCACCAGGGGCAGCCACUUCCACCACUGAUGAUUCUGAGACUAGACAACGUAGUGGAUUCUUUGGAAUGUUUGGAAGAUCUUAAGAAUACUCUUAUAAUCAUGUAAUCAAUGUAUAAUAGAAAUAAUAAAAAAUUACCUAUAAUAAAUUAAUAU